AUGGCGGCCUCGCGGGCGUGCACGUGUCGGCUUCUGCUGCUCCUGCUUGUCGUUACGGCUUCCAUCGUCGCCGUGCCGUCGCAGGCGCGCCUCGAGGACCUGGGCACCGACGCCCUGGAGGAAGUGGUGGAGCUGACUGGCGACGGCUUUGACGCCCACGUCUUUCCGAGCGAGGGGAAGCCGCCGUUGCGGCCGUGGUUUAUUUUAUUUUACGCCCCGUGGUGCGCCCACUGCAAGGUGCUCCUGCCACAGUUUGCCAACUCCAGCCGGCUGCUGCGCCAGAGCGGGGUGCCGCACGCGCGGUUCGCCGUGGUGAACGCGGUGAAGCACCGCGAGCUCGCCACCCGCUUUGACGUCCACGAGUACCCCACGUUCAUUUACACGACAGGCAAGCAGGGCCGCUGGCAUCGUUUCCACGGCGGCUACAGCAUGGAAAACUUCGUGCAGUUUGGCGUCUACCUGCAGCGCUCUGUGGAUGCGGGCUCCUUUGCCGACAUCGUCUCCGACCCGCUGCAAUUUCGCCAGGUGGAGACGGAGAUGGCGGAUGGGCGGGUGCCGAUGUUCGUGUACGUGCCGGCGAAGGGCACACCGGCCGCGGGCACGCGACAGGCGGAGGCUCGCGACGCCCCGUGGAACGCCGCCGUCGACGCGGUCGCCUCGUUGGGCAACAUCCGCUUCGGCGUCGUCUACGGGGAUGACGUGCCGAAUGACUGGGAGGCGCGCGGCAGCGCGACGUACGCCGCCGUCGUUGAGGCGGGGCGUCGCUGCAAAGGCACCGGCCCCGGCGGGGAGGUGUUUCUCGCCGCCAGCGACGCGUACCGGCGGCCGCAGUGCUACGAGGAGGGCCCGUGGCUCGUGGACCCCGGCAAGGGCGCGGGGGCCGCGCAGGGGGCGGGGGAGUACGCGCUGCACCCGGCCUUCGAGGCCUUCGUCACGCGUCACGGCUUCCGCGCCGUGGAGGAGAUGACGCCGGGGCUCUUCUCGGUGAUCUCCGGCCGCAACCACCACUACGUGGGCCUCGUCGUCACCGACGGCCCGCUGGCGCAGAACGACACCACGAUGAUGCCUGUCCUGCGGGCGGUGGUGCAGGCGCGCAACGAGGCCCGCGCCGCCGCGGCGGAGGGUCACGAGCCGCUUCGCCACAUUUCGCUGGCGCACGCCGACGGCCGCUCCACCUCCGUCUGGCGCAUGCGCUACCACAUUGAGCCGGAGGAGCUCCCCGCGGUGGUCGUGGUUGACCCGCGGCGGGACAAGGUGUACCGCCUGCGACGCCACGCCCCCCGCUUCGAGGCCAUCAAGGCGCAGCUGCCGUGGCGGCUGGGGGGCGAGCAGCAGGAGAUCCUCGCCGCCUUCCUGGACGACGUCGAGAAGGGCAAGGCGACGGGGGAGAAGAUGACGCUGAUCGGCGACCUGGCGGAGUACGUGCUGCACCUGCCUGGGAUGGAGUUCGUGUACGAGACCCUCGGCUACGAGGACGCGCUCCUGGUCACCAUGGUGUUCGCCUUCGGCUUCUUCUGCUUCCUGCUCUUCCUGGCGCUCGUGGUGGAGCCAAUCAUGGAGAAGCGUAUGGCCUCCCACGCAAAGACAGACUGA
Trypanosoma conorhini is the source of this 1593-nucleotide messenger RNA. RefSeq names its product putative protein disulfide isomerase. Gene Ontology annotation, molecular function: protein disulfide isomerase activity; protein-disulfide reductase activity. The record is from RefSeq and is a predicted model, not a curated record. Gene Ontology annotation, biological process: response to endoplasmic reticulum stress. Gene Ontology annotation, cellular component: endoplasmic reticulum lumen. NCBI's taxonomy places the organism in Eukaryota, Euglenozoa, Kinetoplastea, Trypanosomatida, Trypanosomatidae. Bases 1 to 1593 code for a protein of 530 amino acids. The transcript has a single exon.